Molecule: messenger RNA, 207 nt
Organism: Acanthoscelides obtectus
Lineage: Eukaryota; Metazoa; Arthropoda; Insecta; Coleoptera; Chrysomelidae
Source: the annotation of a GenBank genome assembly
AUGACCGCCGCGUUUGCCGCGGGAUACUCGUCGAAACACCACAGUCACUCACACAUCCGCUCAAAGCUCUAUCACGGCUCCUCCGGACGUCUCUUAACGCGACUCGAAGCUCUGAGCGAUCCGAAUUGGGCGGCGAGAGAACAAAGGACAAUCGCUGGUGCGGGAGGUGACAGGAUGCAACAAGUCUCGGUUGCUGGUAACAGUUGA